This is a messenger RNA of Diaporthe citri, 960 nucleotides long. RefSeq lists its product as uncharacterized. Lineage: Eukaryota; Fungi; Ascomycota; Sordariomycetes; Diaporthales; Diaporthaceae. Gene Ontology annotation, cellular component: mitochondrial inner membrane. Bases 1 to 960 code for a protein of 319 amino acids. The record is from RefSeq and is a predicted model, not a curated record. Gene Ontology annotation, molecular function: membrane insertase activity. The transcript has 2 exons. Gene Ontology annotation, biological process: mitochondrial respiratory chain complex IV assembly; protein insertion into mitochondrial inner membrane from matrix.
AUGGCGCAUCUCUCCUCAACACCCCCGAAACGAUCGGCUAUCUGCACAACCUUGGCCUUGACUGGCUGGGGCCCGACCGCCAUGAGCCAAUGGUUCAUCGAGCAUCUUCACAUAUGGGGUGGCCUCCCAUGGUGGGCCUCCAUCGUCGGUUUCGCAGUCAUCGUGCGUCUCGUCCUGGCCCAGCCCGCCCUGGUCGCCCAGCAGGAGAGCGUCAAGAUGAACAAGAUGCGCAAGGACCCGGUCUUCAACUCGCUUCAGGAGAAGUGGGUGAUGGCUCUUGCUGGCGGUAAUGCCAUGCCCCACGCCGAGCUGAUGCAGCUGCGGCUCCAGAUGAGCCUCGUGCGCGAGCGCUACGGCGUCAAGGCCUGGAAAAUGUUCAUGCCAAUGCUGCAGGCGCCCAUAGCCUUCGGCAUGUUUAGGCUGACAACCGGCAUGCGCGCGAUUCCAUAUAUGAACCCGCAACAAGCAGCCUUCAUGAAAGUCACGCCGUGGAUCCUCGGCCCACUCGGCUUCUUCAUCACGUGGAAGAUGGGCGCCGCCGUGCAGCUAUACUUUGCCGCCACCGCCAUCCUCCAAUUCGCUCAGACAACCUUCUUCCACGUCACCUGGAUCCGUAAGGCCGCUGGUCUCCCACCCCUGGAGGAGAUGAAGCAAAACGCGAGCGGCGGUCCAGCCGGACCCCGUGUCAGCCCGUUCGCCAACAGCGGAGGGAUCCAGUACCAGGUGCCCCGCACUAUCAACACCACUGCCACGGAGAGCACUCCUGAGUCGGACAACCCCAUCCAGGCUUUCAAGGGCGCAUGGUCUGGCCUUCAGGACAAGCUGAAGAAGCGGAACGAGACAAAUGCGCAGAAGGACACGAAGAGGGACGCCGACCAGUAUGAGAAGACGAGGAUUCAGGAGGAGCACGAGCAGUACUUGAGGCGGCGAGAGGCGGCUAGAAGGAACGAGUGGAAAUGA